UUUGACGGUCACACUGCGCGGGACACGUAUUUAUUUAAGAUGUUUUUUAAUUAAAAAUUAAAUUGUGAUUAAACCAGGUAGUGCAGGCCGCGAAAAAGUAGUGCAGCAAGUGGGUCAUCAUGUUUGCCAAUCUGAAGAACAAGCUAAUCGAAGAGGUGAAAGCGUCACCGUCCAAAUUCCAACAAUUUGCGACUGCUGCACAGGCGGCCGUGAGCUCAUCGACGGGCACAACACCCAACAGCUCGGACACCAACACCAGCAGCGGCACCAAUGAGAACUUUUUCAGCAUCACGGAGGAGGAUACGCCUCAGAACUCGCCGUACCGCAUACAAAAGCUGCCAACGACGAGCGCUUCUUCGCUGAGGGGACGCUCGUCCACACAAUCCCUGAAUGGAUUGGGCGGCGGUGCCAUACCGAGGAGCCGCAAGCUGUCCAACUCAUCCUUGGCCAGCGAUGUGUCCUUCCGCCUGCCCUCCUACGAUGCUCCAGCCGUCUAUCACUUGCAAUCGGAUCUGGAUGAGACGAGCAGCGAGUUUGAUGACUCAGCCUCGACGGCUCGCCUGGAUGUGAUCACCAAGGAUCAGCUGUACGAUGCGUACAAGAAGUCCCUCGAUCGGUACCACAAGUAUCGCUGCCGCUACACGGAUCUGGCCAAAAAGUACAAGGAACUGGAGCGUGACAGCACCAAGGCAAGGUCGGUGCUGGUGGAGACACAAGACAAAGCGCUGCGUAGGAUCAGCGAACUGCGUGAGCAAUGCACACUGGAACAGCAGGCCAAGGCGCAUCUGGAGGAGGCGUUGCGGAUCGAAAUGGAUGAUAUGAGCUGCAAGAUGCAGGCUUACCAGACCAAGCUCAAGUUGCUCGGCGAGAAUCCGGAGAACGUUUCGGCUGCCCUCGAGCGGGUCAGUCAAGGUCUGGACAGCGACAAGCUGAUCGAUUUGGAAGAAUCGACAGUCAGGUCCCAGCCCCCAGCGAAUGGCAGUUCGACUGAGGACUUUUCCCAUCUGCAGCAGUUGCUCGAGGAGCGGCAAGUGCAGCUCCAGGAGAUAACGGAGAAAUACGAAGCUCUGCGAAAACAGGAGGAGGAGAAUGUCUUGCUCUUGGCCCAGACCAAACAGGCCAUUCACACGGAGCUGGAGCACAAGGACAUCGAGGUGGGGCAGCUGCAGGAGAAGCUGAAGCAAUACGACUCCCAGCGCGAGUCUCAGACCAGUGACGUCAAAGAUCAGAUGAAGAAGCUGCUGGAGGCAAAGCAGGAAGCUGAAGCAAAACUCAUUGCCACAGAGCAUCUUUUGAGCUCCCUCAAAGGCGACCAUUCCGCCAAGGAGCAACAGGUGUUGGCCCUCGAGAAGCAGCUGGCGUCUUUCAAAGCGGAAAACGAAACAAAACUACACGAAUUGCGACAGCAGAGCGAACAACUAGGAUCUGAGCAACUUGAGAAACUACAGGUGGCCAAAGAAACUGCGGAAACUAAACUGUUGUCUACGGAGGAGCUGUUGAAUACCCUAAAGAUGCAACACUCGGCAAAGGAGGAACAGGUGGUCGCAUUGGAGAAGCAACUGGAAGAAUUCAAAGCAGAAAGUGAAUCCAAAUUGAAUGAAUUACGGCAGCAGAGCGAGGAGCGUGACUCUGAACAACUGAAGAAGCUACAAGUGGCCAAGGAAAAGGCAGAAGCUCAGCUUUUGUCCAAGGAGGAGCUAUUGAAGUCCUUGACGAUGCAACACACGGCAAAGAAGGAGCAAGUGGAGACCCUCGAAAAGCAACUGGAAACUCUCAAAGCAGAAACCGAUCAGACCCUGAAAAAUCUGCGACAGGAGAACAAGGAUCGUGAGUCCGAAAGCAACGCUGCUAAGGCACAGCUACAGGAACUACAAUUGUCCAGAGCGGAAGCAGAGGCUAACCUCUUAAGCACCGAACAGCUUUUGGUCUCGCUGCGGGCCGAAUUAUCAGCCAAAAACGAGCACGCGGCGACAUUGGAGAAGGAAGUGCACGCGCUCAGAACAGACAGUGAGCAGAGCUUGCAGGACCUGCGCCAGCAUAACGAUCAGUUGCUCGAAAUUGUUCAGCGCUCUCAGCAGAAUGACUUUGAGGGUCAACUGCAGCAGACAAGGGACAAUGUGGCUGCGCUUGAAGGGCAGCUGGUGGAGCGCGAACGGCAAACACUGGAGCUCGAAAAGAGCUUGGAGAUCGAGCGUGAGUCUGUGGCCGCACUGAGCAGCGAAAAGACAUCCCUCGAAGAGCAGCACAAGCUACGAAUGGAGCAGCUGCAACGAGAAAUCCAAAUGCUUCAGGAUCAGCAUGCCAGCACAGAGAGUGAAACGAUUGCCGCACUGAAAGCGCAGCUUGAAACGCUCAACCAGGAGCUGGCCGGCAGUCGGGCGAGUUUCCUGGCUAAGGAAAAGGAACUGAAGGCCUCUGGCAAUAAGAUGAACAAACUGAAGAAGCAGCACGAGCAACAGCAGGCCAAGACAAGCGAGCAAACAGCCCGCGUAGAGCAGCUCCAAAAAGAGAUGGCGCAGGCCCAGAGUCUCGCCAGGCAGGUGGAGAGCGAGAAGGAGGAACUGCAGACACGCGUUAGCUCCAUCCUGGAGGAAAUCACCAGCAUGCAGACGCACUUGCAACAAGUGCAGGACUCGCAUGGCCAACUGGAGGGCGAGAACCGCAAGUUGGAGUCCCGAAUCGAGGCUUUGCAGCGGGAGCAGCAGAGCAACAGUGUGCACGGCGAGCGCACCUCGGCCCAGAUGGAGGAAAUUCAGAGUGAAAACACCAAGCUGGCUGAGCGCAACUGUCUGUUGGAGGAGCAGACGAAUCACCUGGAAAAGCAGCUUGAACUUGAACAGAAGACGAAACAGGAGGAGCUUGCCAAGAUUCAGGCGAAGAUGCAGCAGGUGCUGGACGAACACUCGAAGCUGCAGAAUGCCCAAGAGCUAAUGGAUCACGACCACCGUACGCUGCAGGACAAGUGCGAUGCCUACGAGAAGGAGACGCUGCUGAACAAGGAUGCCGUGGAGUGCCUUCAGGCGGCCAGCGAGGAACUGCAGCAGGUCAAGGCCAAUCUGGAGCGAGAUCUGGCCGAACAGCAGCAGCAUCUGUUGGAGCUGCGAGAGCGCCAACGCGAGCAAGAGCAGCAGGUGAAAGACCAGGCCGAACGCUGCUCCGAACUUGAGGCAAGCCACCAGGAGAGCGAGUCCCAGCUGCAGGGGACCAUACAGAACCUUCGCCAGCAGAUCGAUGCGUUCAGGGCGACAGAGCAGGGCGUUCAGGAGAAGAUGCAAGCAACCAGUUUGUCCCACGCCAACCAAAUGGAGACUCUCGAGGCACGCUGGAGUGCAGCCAAUGCGGAUGUUGAGCGGCUGCACGAGGCCAAUGACGCCCUGCAACUGGCGAUGGAUCAGCAGAGUCAGCGGCUGGAGGAGAUGCAGGAAAUCCUAGCCCAGAGAGAUCGGCAGCUGGAGCACACGGAGGAUUCCAGCAAAAAGCUGGCCAAAUAUGACGAGAUUCAAGUCGAAAACGAGUAUCUCCACACGCACACGAAGCAGCUGGAGCAGGAGUUGGCCGACAAUGCGGAGCUCAAGGAGAAACUUAAGUCCAUGCAGUGCGAGCUUUAUGUGCUCCAGGAGCAGGUCGAGCACCACGCCACUCAAGUGACCGAAAAGGAAGGUCAAAGUGCGACAGCCAAGGCGGAAGCAGACCAGCUGAGAACGGCGCUAGAGGAACAGGCACUCGAACUUACCCGCCAGCGGGAGCACGCCAGUUUCGUGACCGAACAGAGCGAUGCUGUCCAGACAGAGUUGCUUCAGGCACAGCAGCAACUGCAGGAGCGGCAAAGCGAGUUGGCCAAGGCACAGGAGGAACAAAUUAGUCUACAGGCGGCCAUUGCGCAACUCCACAAUGAGGUGGCCAGCCUCAAGGAGCAGCCUGUGGCUUCCGUUGCCACAGAUCCGGACAGUCUGCGCAGCCUCAACGAGCAGCUGCAGCGCGAAUUGGAGGGUCUGAAACACAAGAGCAACGGAGCCGAGUCGAAUAUGCAGCAGGAAAUCGAGGAACUGCAGGCGAACAACCAACAGAUGGCCGAGCGCAUCAAUGAACUGGAGACCCUGAGGGCGGGCAUUCAGGCUCAGCAACUUUUGAACAGCAUGGCCCCCAAGCACGUCCAGGAGGCUGCUGCCACCAGCGAGAAGGCCGUGCUGGAGUCCAAAUUGAAAGAGAUCAUGAACGAGGUUCAGGAUGUGACGAAUCGAAACCUGUUCCUUGAACAAAAGUGUGAAAAUUUCUUGAUACUCGAACAGUCCAACGAGCGUCUAAAGCUGCAGAAUGCGAAACUCUCGCGGCAACUGGAUGAAACACUGGUAUCCAUGCAGCACAGCAGCGAAAGCACAGUGCCGGCCAACACAGAGUUUGAGUAUUUGCGUAACAUUAUGUUCCAGUACUUAACCGGCAAUACGAACAACGAGACUCUGGUGAAGGUGAUAUCGGCGGUGCUGAAAUUCUCGCCACAGCAGUCGCAGGUGGCACUGGAGAAGGAGCAUCAGCGUCGAUCGUUGCUGAAUAAACUGAUCUAGCAUGAACUAAUGGCUCUCCACGACGGCGGCUGGUGGGAGCCAUGCCCAGCCACGCUUCUAGACUACAAAUUUAAUCAGAAUCAGAAUGGUUAGCCCAAGAUCACAACAAGUACCUUACACCUAAACGGAAAACUGGGCAGAACAGGCAUGAUAUAGGGCAAUGGAUUCUCCUCGACUCCAAGCAUUUCCGCGACACGCAUGAACCCUCCCUACCCCAAACAUACAAACUAAAUAUGUUACUAUCGAUGUUAUUAUUGUACAGUCCUCUCUGUUGAGCUCUAACUACUUGUGUCCACCCCCUCGCAUGCUAUGCACUAUUGUACAUUUCUAUUUGGGAUUACAUUUUCCCUCUCUCCUCUCUCUGUCUUUGUCUCUCUUCUGUCUCGCUACACAUCCCAUCCCGCUUAAGUGCAAUCGUAUUGCUGUAUUUUAGUUUAAGUUGAAAAUUGUAAGGAGCAACGAUUCAGCGACAAGGAUUCAUUGCAGUUGCAGUUGGCAUUUAGUUUAAUCCAAAAUCUAUACAUAAAAUAUAUAUUACAAUAUAAAUAAAUAGUUGC
Drosophila obscura is the source of this 5119-nucleotide messenger RNA. RefSeq names its product golgin subfamily A member 4 (gene Golgin245). Gene Ontology annotation, molecular function: small GTPase binding. The transcript is spliced from 9 exons. Gene Ontology annotation, biological process: Golgi vesicle transport. The record is from RefSeq and is a predicted model, not a curated record. The coding region runs from base 120 to 4562 and encodes 1480 amino acids. Lineage: Eukaryota; Metazoa; Arthropoda; Insecta; Diptera; Drosophilidae. Gene Ontology annotation, cellular component: Golgi apparatus.